Messenger RNA from Cordyceps militaris CM01, 2391 nucleotides. RefSeq names its product RING finger domain-containing protein. The coding region runs from base 1 to 2391 and encodes 796 amino acids. Lineage: Eukaryota; Fungi; Ascomycota; Sordariomycetes; Hypocreales; Cordycipitaceae. The record is from RefSeq and is a predicted model, not a curated record. The transcript has 6 exons. Gene Ontology annotation, molecular function: protein binding.
AUGACUUGCCUCACACGUGGCGGCGCCGGGAUUGGCAUUUGCAGCCUUGCUCGGCGGUUUCAUGAUCCCAGCUCCGUGGCGGCAACCGUCGACGGACUGCAUAUCACAGGGCUAUUAUGCGGAAGACGCGACCUGGCCAAAAGAGAUGGCGGGUUCGUCUGGUGGGCGGCAACCCCUGACAAUACCAAUUCAGCAGCCGUUGGGGCCGUCUUGUUCGGCCACUCCCCCCACAUUGACUUGGGGAUUCUGACUUUGGAAAUGAGCAGAGAGAUGUUGCUGGGCAUUAUUCUUAUUACGUUGGUUGGCAAUGAAUGCAUUAAGCUGCAAUUACAGAGCAACAGUGGCAAGUCUUGGCCGAUCCGUAGAAGCAAGGGAUGGAAACAAGGCGUGUGCACAGAGGAGCUAGUUGUGUUGGUGUCGUUACCCGAGCGGCCAGGACCGGAGAUGGUUGGCGGCCGUGGCCCAUGUCUGGCGGCAGCUUAUCUAGCACAAGGCGGCGGCCCCAGUUCGCCAGCUGCGGCAGGCCUAAGCUCUGUCAGCUCUCCGUGUGCUCUUGUCGCCUGGCCGCUGCUCGCUGCCCGCUUUAGCCUCGUACCCCACGCCCAAGCCUGCGUCUGCGCCCUCUUCUCCAGCCGCUGCCAAAUAUUGUUAGGUUGCGCCAACCGCCGACCAGACCAGGACAACCACCAGCCUUGUCCUCCCCCGUCCCUCGCGCCCGGCGACCGCUCUACAACAAUCCAUCAAACAUCAUCUGCUUUUAAAUACGACCCAUAUCGCGGCGUCCGCACCACCAGCGUCAAAUACACACCUCUUGGUGCGCGGCCCGCCUGUCAAGGCGCCCGUCCACCUGCCUUCUUCCGUGGCGGUAUGACGACGACCGCGCCAGUGCCUGUCACCUCUGCCUCGUCGAAUUCCUCAGCCAACGACUCUUCGCCCUCGGCCUCCAAGCCUGCGGCGCUGCCUCCGCUCACCACAACCACGCCCACCGCACGCCGCUCGACUCUCUCCCGCCCAAUGUCGCACGUAUCGAGGAACCGACUCUCCCAGUUCUCCACGGGAUCUGUCCCCUCCAAGUCGAGGCCUGAGUCCAACGCCUUCCCGCUCUUCCCUUCCACCCUAUCUUACACUCUUGUGCGCGAUUUCGCAUACCCAUAUACAAAUCCCCUCCAUUAUGGCCCACCUCCAGAAUCCUCCGGGCCGCCCUCGGGAUGGACUACUCCCGCCAGUGAGAGUCGCCGACUGUCCGACCCCCCCGUUGCGUGGGAUCAGCGCCUUUCCUCUCAGUUUUGGGGCUCCGACAGGGUCUCGCGCGCGCAUGAUAUCCCUCCCAUCCACUGUGGUGACGGAGGUCCUCCGUACAGCGAAGACGAGGACCUGCAAAGUCCUGUAGUGGCCACUCGACACCGCAAGCACAAGUCGACAGCAUCGGCCGGCGGCGCUCACCGCAGCCAGAUCCUCAACGCCUCCAACUACGACAGUGAGAGGGGCUACUACGUUGGUACCAGCGGAGAUGGCCAUGAAAAGUACUACGUCAACCAGGGAGGGGAAGCGAAUGGCCCCGGCGGCGAAUUCAUCACAUAUCCUCCCGAUCAAUCACGACACAGCCGUGCCUAUCAUUACGACCAAACUAGCCGGCCCCACGACGAGUAUGCUGCCGAAGACAACGCAAGCUCGCCUGCCUCUUCUGGCUUCCCGGAUGCGGACCAAUCUCGCUAUUCACGAGAUUACCAAUUCACCAUUACCUCGCCUGAUGAAGAAUUUCACGGUAAAGCCGUCGCGCUUUUUGAUUUCGAGCGUGAAAACGAAAACGAACUCCCUCUUGUGGAAGGCCAGAUUAUCUGGGUGUCGUACCGACACGGUCAAGGCUGGUUAGUAGCCGAAGAUCCCAAGACGCAAGAGAGCGGCUUGGUACCCGAGGAGUAUGUACGGCUGUUGCGAGAUAUUGAAGGCGGAAUGAAUAGUCUGACGGGCAAUGUCAACGACGCCAUGGGUUCUGGAAACGAUGUCAGCACCCCGACACAGGCCGAGCACUUUAGUCACAGCCAGCUAACGGGGACUGGCGGUGGUGCCGGCGGCGCAAAUGGAUAUCAUCAGCCCGUCGUGUCCAUGUUCUCUACUUCGAGCAAAGAUCUCAACCCUUACCCGACCGAACAGCUUGGCAUUCAGGCUGGACAGGCCCCACCACAAGUAGUGCACUACCAUGGUCAGCGCGGCGGCAGCCAGACUAGCACUCCGACAAUCUAUCAAUCGCAGGAUACUCCCACGCUGCCAAAGGAAAGCGAAGAUGGAGGCUCAAAAGAAAACAAGCGAUCGUCUCGCCAAGCAUCAAGAGACUCCAAAACUAUCGCUGCGUCCAAGGAGGAGGAGAACAUUCGCUCCCAGCACCGAUGA